AUGCCACCUGAGGGAAGCAAGAGGGCUGGGAUACUGCUAGGUUGCCCAAGCCUAGACAGAGGAAGUCGAGAGGUAGAGGUCAGGUUCGCACCAAGGACGUCCGGACUGGAUUAUCCAGGCAAGAGCGAUCUCAAAAAGGUUCCACGGGUGAACCUGAAAGCCGGUCUCUCUAAAGAGUCGGAAUCGAAUUCCGAUUGCAAGACUCCGGCUAAAGAAAGAAAAUGUAAUUUCCUCUGGACUCCUGUGAAGUCCUUGAUUUCAUUCUCGACAAAAAUGGCCGUUGAUCCGACCCGUCCAAUAUGUACGCAAUUGCGAGAAUGCUCCGACCGUCCAAUGUUGCUGAACUCAACGCUUUCUUGUCGAUUAAGCAUCGUUUGCACGAACCCUUUAACCAGCUUUCGAUCAGAGGAUGUCGAGAGAUUCGGUAACGCGACAAUUGAGAAAGGGGCGCUGUCUAUCAUUUUUGGUGUGAAUGGUUUCCGCAAAAUUCUUUACAGCACAAACUUCACGCCUGUGACGGAGCAUAAACCACUGUUUGGUUCCGAGAAAGAUAACCUGGUCAAUACGGUUAACCGCCUGCAACGGUGGGGCACGACUCUACUUGGCUACAAAUUUACCAUGAAGUAUGUCUAA
Opisthorchis viverrini is the source of this 633-nucleotide messenger RNA. RefSeq lists its product as hypothetical. NCBI's taxonomy places the organism in Eukaryota, Metazoa, Platyhelminthes, Trematoda, Opisthorchiida, Opisthorchiidae. The transcript has 5 exons. The record is from RefSeq and is a predicted model, not a curated record. Bases 1 to 633 code for a protein of 210 amino acids.